UCAGAUUGCGUUAUUUUCAAAACUAGCCUACACAAUAAUAAAUAAAUAAAAUAAAUAGAAAAACAAUAGAAACCAAAGAAAAAAUCUCUAGUAAUUAUUUACACCUACAUGAGCCUUGUUCCCCAUCGAGCGAUCACUGAAAAUCUUCACCAAUUCUGAUCUAUAAACCUCUCUCUCCCUAGAAUUUCAGAUCCAAGUCAUUGAAAACCCUGUUCGAGAAAAUCACUUUUAACGGUAACGGUUUCCGUGAGCAGAACGACGCCGUUUUGUUGCUGCCGGCGUCGGCGUCUUUCAAUUCCAUUAACAUCUUAGCAGAGUUUUUGGAAAUUUGGGAAUAAUCAAUGGCAGCUCCAGGGGGAACUAGACCAAGGAAUGCGCCACCACCCAAUUAUAACCCUAAUGCACUUGCUGAUGGUAUGCAAAACCUACAAGUAAAUAGGCCCAAUCAGCCACCUAGUGGUCCUAGGCCUAAUACCCCAUUUGGGCAGCAGCCACCUUUUGCUGGUGGACCACCUGUUGGUCGUCCAGGACCUCCACCACCUGGUGUUUUCCCAAGAGGUCCUGCACCUCCUAGUGGUCCUCCACACAGUGGAUUGCCUCCUCCCAUGGCUCAGUCUGUUCCUCCCUUUGCAUCUCGGCCACCUCCUCCUGGUGUAAUGCGUCCUUCUAUGGGUGGUGCUGCCCCGCCGCCUGGAUCUUUGCCUUCUGCAUUGGGUCCUCGUCCAGGGCCUCCGGGUCCCUUUUCUUCUUCGCCGUUGACAACAGUUCCUGCUGUGCCGCCACCAUCAAGCAUUCCUAGCUCGGUUAGUAAUGGGCCACUGGCAGGUGGGCCGGGAAUGAUGCAGGGCGGAGCACGUUUUCCCCCUCCAAGCAGUACAACGAGGCCACCAUUUGGAGCUCCUCCGCCAGCUAUGGGUUCAUCUGGCGCUUCUUCUCAGCCUUCAGGAAUGCGCUCACCCUUUGGAAGUUCGUCAUCUGUCAGCACAACACCAGUUACAGCACAACCACCACCACCAUUUUCAGGAUCAUUCCAGAAUGUGCCACCUCCUUCGGGUUCCUCCCCAUUUGCAGCACCUGUUCAAGGCAUGCCUCCACCCAUGGGUGCUCCUUAUGGAACACAGUCGUGGCAACCCCAUCAGGUGAUCUUUAUAUGCCUAUCUUACUGUACUUUUUUUUGGAAGGUGAAUUCUAUGUAUUUCCCCAAAAGAAGAAAUUUGAUAGUCAUAUGCAUAUGCUAUUCAAGGAAAUAGACAAUAGAGUUUGCU
This is a messenger RNA of Lycium ferocissimum, 1265 nucleotides long. RefSeq lists its product as uncharacterized. The record is from RefSeq and is a predicted model, not a curated record. Bases 342 to 1250 code for a protein of 302 amino acids. The transcript is spliced from 3 exons. Lineage: Eukaryota; Viridiplantae; Streptophyta; Magnoliopsida; Solanales; Solanaceae.